Molecule: messenger RNA, 1540 nt
Organism: Erythranthe guttata (spotted monkey flower)
Lineage: Eukaryota; Viridiplantae; Streptophyta; Magnoliopsida; Lamiales; Phrymaceae
Product: hydroxyphenylpyruvate reductase
Cellular component (GO): cytosol
Molecular function (GO): hydroxypyruvate reductase [NAD(P)H] activity; glyoxylate reductase (NADPH) activity; NAD binding
Source: RefSeq, a predicted model, not a curated record
GUUGUCAUUGAGCCAGGUCUGUAAAAUGUUAGCCACACUCGUGCGGCGAGCCGCUUGUCAGCCAUCCAUCUCUCUCACGUGCAACCUUCUCCAUAUCAACCAAUCGAUUUCCGCUCUUCCACUCCACCUCAGUUUCUCAACCACUACCACAACACCAUCACCACAUUCCUCCGCCGCCGCGAAGAUGGACGCCGUUGGGGUUCUGAUGAUGUGCCCGAUGAACAACUACUUGGAGCAAGAGCUCGACAAGCGAUUCAAACUCUUCCGGUACUGGAAUCAGCCGCAGCAGCGCGAGUUCCUGACUCAGCAGGCCGAUUCGAUCCGCGCCGUCGUCGGGAACGCCACCGCCGGCGCCGACGCCGGGCUGAUUGACGCGCUGCCGAAAUUGGAAAUCGUCUCCAGUUUUAGCGUCGGAUUGGAUAAAAUUGACCUCAUCAAGUGCAAGGAAAAGGGAAUUAGGGUUACAAACACCCCCGAUGUGCUGACCGAUGACGUGGCGGAUUUGGCGAUUGGGUUGAUGCUGGCGGUUUUGAGGAGGAUUUGCGAGUGUGAUAAGUACGUGCGGAAAGGAGCGUGGAAGUUUGGUGACUUCAAGUUGACUAGUAAGUUCAGUGGCAAAAGAGUGGGCAUCAUAGGACUGGGCAGAAUCGGAUUAGCAAUUGCAAAACGAGCAGAGGGAUUCGACUGCCCCAUCAGUUAUUACUCAAGAUCCGAGAAACCAAACGCAGAAAACUACAAGUACCAUAAAAGUGUCGUUGAGUUAGCUUCAAACUGUGACAUCCUAGUCGUAGCAUGUGCACUAACUCCAGAAACAACACACAUCGUGAACCGUGAAGUAAUCGAUGCAUUAGGUCCGAGUGGAGUUCUCAUCAACAUAGGAAGAGGGCCCCACGUGGACGAGCCCGAAUUGGUGUCGGCACUUGUGGAGGGCCGUUUGGGAGGUGCGGGCCUUGAUGUGUUCGAAAAGGAGCCCGAAGUGCCUGAGCAACUGUUUGGGCUUGACAAUGUUGUCCUUUUGCCUCACGUAGGGAGCGGCACUGUAGAGACACGUAUAGCCAUGGCUGACCUUGUUCUUGGGAAUUUGGAAGCUUACUUUGCAAACAAGCCCCUGUUAACUCCGGUGGUUUGAUAGUUUCAUACUUCCGUUUGCUGCAUGAAAAUUGAUUAGUUAUACAGUGGCGUUUCUGCCACUGAAUUUAGACCUGUUGUCAUUAGGGUAAAUUAAACCACCCCUUGAGGUAUGGUCUAUUUACGAAAAUAAAUCCCUCCUUUUUCUAUAAUUACAUCCACCCCUGCAAUUUGUAGAUUUCUUACCUUAACACCCUGUUUACAAACUACAGGGGCUGGAAUCUGGAUGUAAUUUCUAAAAAAGAAGGGAUUUUUUUUUUUUGUAAUUACAAUUUACCUCAGGGAGGUGGUUGUAAUUUAUCCUAUUUAUAAUAAUGAUUGCAAUGUAUUUGGAUUUGGAUUACACUGUCCAAUUGCCUCAAUUUUUACAAUUAUGAUCAAUUAGAUCGUAAAUGUGAAGGUGUUUUAUUAA